CAUCUGACGUGCGAUCAUAUUUUAUUUUACAGCUGCUGUGCCAGCCCGUUUCUCUAUAAUAAUUGCAAACUUUAUACUUAAUUAUAUCUUUAGACAUUUCUACUACCGGGUUGCUACGUAGUAUCCGUACGCCCGUCAAUCUCAAUUUACUUGGUUGAUUACUUUUUCCAUUUUCAAUCGCUUUGAAAAUUGGUUUAAAUAUUCGCAUGUGCGAUCAUAAUAUUCCGAUGAGUGAAUCUGAAAUUUAAUACUAAAUUUUCCAUAACGAUUUUUCUUUAAAAUAUUCAUUAUGGCAUACUGUAGAACAUUUCAAAGCCAGGUGCAGUGGACGAAACUAUUGUCAGGAGAAAUCCAGCAAAGAUGUUUCCACUCAUCUCCUGCUGUUUUCAGUGCAUGCAAAGUCGCAAUGAGCAAAUUAGAUGUUAAACCAUUACCGUAUGAAACCUUAGAAAAACGCAUCAAAAUUGUUUCAGAUAGAUUGAGAAAGCCAUUAUCUUUAGCUGAAAAAGUUCUUUAUUCUCAUUUGGAUGAUCCUGUUAAUCAAGAAAUUGAACGUGGUGUUACAUACUUAAAAUUAAGACCAGACCGUGUAGCUAUGCAAGAUGCUACAGCUCAAAUGGCUAUGUUACAAUUUAUAUCUUCUGGAUUACCAAAAGUAGCAGUACCUUCCACUAUUCAUUGUGAUCACUUGAUUGAAGCCCAAGUGGGUGGUGUUGAAGAUUUAAAACGUGCUAAAGAAUUAAAUGAAGAAGUAUAUAAUUUUUUGAAAACUGCUGGUGCUAAGUAUGGUGUGGGAUUUUGGCAUCCCGGUUCUGGUAUUAUUCAUCAGAUUAUUCUUGAGAAUUAUGCUUUCCCAGGGUUACUGAUGAUUGGUACAGAUUCCCAUACACCAAAUGGUGGUGGUUUGGGUGGCUUGUGCAUUGGUGUUGGUGGUGCAGAUGCUGUUGAUGUUAUGGCUGACAUUCCAUGGGAACUUAAAUGUCCAAAAGUUAUAGGUGUUCAUCUAUCUGGUAAAAUGACUGGGUGGACAACACCUAAAGAUGUCAUUUUAAAAGUAGCUGAUAUAUUAACUGUCAAAGGGGGUACGGGUGCAAUUAUAGAAUACCAUGGUCCUGGUGUAGAUAACAUUUCAUGCACAGGUAUGGGAACUAUUUGUAAUAUGGGAGCUGAAAUUGGAGCUACUACUUCAAUUUUCCCAUUUAAUCACCGUAUGGCUGAUUAUUUAAAAGCUACUUCUCGUGGAGAUAUUGCUAAAGAGGCUGCUAAAUACAGUAAAUCAUUGUUAACACCUGAUCAAGGAAGCCAUUAUGAUGAAAUAAUUGAAAUUGAUUUAUCAACAUUAGAACCUCAUGUAAAUGGACCAUUCACACCUGAUCUCGCUCAUCCUAUUACAAAGCUUGGCAAAAAUGCUAAAGAAAAAGAUUGGCCUUUAGAUAUAAAAGUUGGGUUAAUUGGAAGUUGUACUAAUUCAAGUUAUGAAGAUAUGUCUAGAUGUGCUAGUAUUGCUAAAGAAGCAUUAGCACAUGGCCGUAAAUCAAAAAUUCCUUUUAAUGUUACGCCUGGAUCUGAACAAAUCAGAGCCACAAUUGAAAGAGAUGGAAUUGCUCAAAUAUUGAGAGAUUUUGGUGGUACAGUAUUGGCUAAUGCAUGUGGCCCAUGUAUUGGACAAUGGGACCGUAAAGAUAUUAAAAAAGGUGAUAAAAAUACUAUUGUAAGUUCAUAUAAUCGAAACUUUACUGGACGAAACGAUGCCAAUGCAGCUACUCAUGCAUUUGUGACUUCACCUGAACUAGUUACUGCUCUAGCUAUUGAAGCUCGUUUGGACUUUGAUCCUACCAAUCAAACUAUCAAAGGAGCUGAUGGCAAAGAAUUUAAAUUGAGUAAUCCAUUUGGAGCUGAAUUACCAGCUAGAGGUUUUGAUCCUGGUCAAGAUACUUAUCAAGCACCACCAAGUGAUGGUAGUUCAAUUAAUGUUGAUGUUGAUCCAAAAUCACAAAGACUUCAACUGUUAGAGCCAUUUAAGGUUUGGGAUGGUAAGGACUUGGAAGGACUCACUAUUCUGAUCAAAGUUACAGGAAAAUGUACUACUGAUCACAUUUCUGCAGCAGGACCAUGGUUGAAGUAUCGUGGUCAUUUAGAUAAUAUUUCUAACAAUAUGUUUUUAACUGCUGUUAAUGCUGAUAACAAUGAGAUGAACAAGGUUAAGAAUCAAGAAACUGGUGAAUGGGGUGGAGUACCUGAUACAGCAAGAGCUUAUAAAGCUAAAGGUGUACAAUGGGUUGUAUUUGGUGAUGAAAACUAUGGUGAAGGCAGUAGUCGAGAACAUGCAGCUUUAGAACCACGUCAUUUAGGUGGACGAGCUAUCAUUGUAAAAUCAUUUGCUCGCAUUCAUGAAACUAACUUAAAAAAACAAGGUGUAUUGGCAUUAACAUUUGCUGACACUAAGGAUUACGAAAAAGUUCAACCAACUGAUAAAGUAUCAAUUAUAGGCCUUAAUGAAUUCACUCCAGGAAAACCAUUGAAGUGCAUUUUGUCACACACUAAUGGUAGCAAAGAUGAAAUAUGGUUGAACCACACAUUCAAUGAACAACAAAUUGAAUGGUUUAAAGCUGGAAGUGCAUUAAAUCGUAUGAAGCAAAUUGCUGCAUCUAAAUAAAUUAUAAAACUGUAAAAUAGCAAUGUUUUUAUUAAAUCUAUUCACUAUUAUUUAUUAUUUUAUUUCAAUAAAAACUUUUAUGUAUAAAAAACUAUUUUAGUAAAAUUACUUAGAUUUGUAAUUUAAUAUUAUUGAAUGUAGGUACUAUUAAGUAUCAUAUUAUGAAUGAUUGUAUUGUAACAGAUGUUAGUCGAUUAAUAAUUAUAGUUAAAAUUCUUGUAUAUUUAUUAUUUA
Messenger RNA from Daktulosphaira vitifoliae (grape phylloxera), 2890 nucleotides. It is a transcript of the gene mAcon1, whose product is annotated as probable aconitate hydratase, mitochondrial. Gene Ontology annotation, molecular function: 4 iron, 4 sulfur cluster binding; aconitate hydratase activity. Gene Ontology annotation, cellular component: mitochondrion; cytosol. The transcript is spliced from 14 exons. Gene Ontology annotation, biological process: tricarboxylic acid cycle. Bases 290 to 2656 code for a protein of 788 amino acids. The record is from RefSeq and is a predicted model, not a curated record. Lineage: Eukaryota; Metazoa; Arthropoda; Insecta; Hemiptera; Phylloxeridae.